AUGUUGAGGAACGUACUUACACUACUGCUGCCAGUGCUGGCAGUGAGCGGCGUGAGCGUUGAUCCACGAUGUACGCGAUACAGUCUCGGUUCGGAGGCGCAGGUCCUGCCGCAUCUGCAGGACUGUCGCAAGUUUGUCAUCUGUGAUAUGGGCGGCAAUGGGCAGGUGCUUUCGUGUCCCCCGGGGCUGUACUUUAGUGAUGAAGCGCACGCCUGCUCAUUCGAUAUGGCGGCCUGUACGCACGGUGAGCUUGACGAGACGGUGCCCGUUGUUCCCGAGCCUCAACCACCACGACCCGUGCCACAGGAGCCCUCGCUACCGGUUGCCCCGGUAGAGCCACGACCUCUUCCGUUGCCGGUACCACAGCCACAGCCACUGCCCGUCAUCCCCAGUGAUCCGCUGCCGGUUGUGCCACCGAUAGUGGAAGGCAAUUCGAACGGGGCUGAAACAAAACCAUCGCUACCAAACUGGCUACCGAUCGUGACGUCACCUCCAGUCAUUGAAGAAUCCGUGGAAGAACAAGCUGAAAUCGAGCAGCUUCCACCGCAGAGUGUUUGCUGGGAUAAGCCGAUGGGUAAGAUUUACCCCAUCGCCAACGACUGCGGUCUGUACGUGGUGUGUAUGGGCAACAAUGAUGCGAUCGUGCAACGCUGCCCCAAGGGUUUACUGUACGAUCACCAACAGCAGCGUUGUGAGUUUGCCGAUGCGUCCUACUGCGCGACGCCACGCGUUGACGGGCGGUUAGUGCUGGACAUACACGGCGUCGAUAUGAGUCUGCUGGAGGAAGAGAAAGCACAACAGGAGGACGAGGAGACUAUGGAGCUUGCUGAAGAAUCCUACUCCGUUCCGGUAGUACCUGUGAACGAGCACGCCCCUGCCCUGGUGAUGGAAAUGGUGCAGCAUGAGCAUCAGCCGGUGCUUUUUGUGCCUGAACCGGAGAUACCCGAACCAGUGCAGCCGAUUGUGGAGUACAACUUCCGCAUCAUCGACAAUCAUCCGCGCUGUCUGGCACGCAGCAACAUGGGUCUGACGGCUCAGCUACCGCACGACUCCGACUGCAGGAAGUAUCUGGUGUGUGUUGGGCGCGUCGCUAUCGAGAAGGUGUGCCCGGCCGGACAGCACUGGAAUGCGAAGAACAAUUGGUGCGACUUUGCGUCCGUGGCUGGUUGUACGCUGUAAGUGUUUGCCUUUUGAAUAAUAGAAAAAUAAACACCAUCACCAGGAUCUUCAAUGCA
This is a messenger RNA of Anopheles arabiensis, 1235 nucleotides long. RefSeq lists its product as uncharacterized. Gene Ontology annotation, cellular component: extracellular region. Gene Ontology annotation, molecular function: chitin binding. The transcript has 2 exons. NCBI's taxonomy places the organism in Eukaryota, Metazoa, Arthropoda, Insecta, Diptera, Culicidae. The record is from RefSeq and is a predicted model, not a curated record. The coding region runs from base 1 to 1179 and encodes 392 amino acids.